This is a messenger RNA of Miscanthus lutarioriparius, 1974 nucleotides long. Lineage: Eukaryota; Viridiplantae; Streptophyta; Magnoliopsida; Poales; Poaceae. The record is from the annotation of a GenBank genome assembly.
AUGGCCGUUAAGCCCACAUCCAUCACCGCCGCCACCGCCGCCGCAGCCCUCCAUGGAGACCAGCAAGUCGCCGCAGCUCUACUCGCCGCCGCGCGAGCCCUCCGCGGCGACGGUGAUGCUGUGCCCGUGCCUGGCGUUCCUCCUCCUCGCCCUCAUCAUCAUCUCCAUCGCACUCACUGUCCACUUUCGCCUCUACUGCCACACCCCUCUUGCACACCUCAUCUCCCCGCACUGCUGCCCCCACCACAUCUGACCUCCGGAUCCGCUCGCAUCGCUGGCGUGGUCCUGCUUCCCAGAGGCGCACUCCCUCUGCUGCCGCCGAGAUCCCGAUCCCUUACGGGUUCCCCUCUCCACGCGACACCGGCAUGUGGAGCUUACGACGUGCUCUGGGGCUUCGCGGCCGGAAGGUUCCUCUCCACCUCGGCUGCCUCCGACGAAGACGGGGGUGCGUCGGAGCAGGAGGAGGCGGCGACGAGCAACCCAGAGGUCGUGGGCCGCGUCUGCGCGGCCAUCGCGGACGUCGUCGCCGCCGGCGCGGACGCGAACCUGGAGGCGGCGCUAUCCGCGCUCUCGCCUCCGCUCUGCGAGGCGGUCGUGCUCGCUGUGCUCCACCGCUUCAAGCACGCACACAGGCCGUCCUACCGCUUCUUCAGGUGGGCCACCGCGUCCGGCGGUUUCACCCACACCACCAUUACCUACUGCAAGAUGUUACACGUCUUAGGCAAGACGAGGCAGUUCGAGUCGAUGGUUGCGAUGAUCCAAGAGAUGGGGAAGGCGGGGGCCCUGUCCAUGGACGCCUUCAAGGUUGCCAUUAAGUCCUUCGCUGCCGCUGGUGAGGUCAAGAAUGCGGUCGGCGUGUUCGAGUUGAUGAGAAAGAACGGUUUCGAUGAUGGGGUGGAGUCAUUCAAUUGCUUGCUGGUUGCUUUAGCCAAUGAGGGAUUGGGCAGGGAGGCCAGGCAGGUGUUUGACAAAAUGCAUGGCCAGUACUAUCCAGACCUGCGCUCUUAUACUGCACUGAUGCUGGCAUGGUGCAAUGCGAGGAAUCUGGUUGAGGCUGGGCGGGUUUGGAAUGAGAUGCUGGAGAAGGGAAUGAAGCCAGAUGUUGUCGUCCACAACACAAUGAUUGAGGGGUUGCUGCGUGGGCAGAGGCGACCUGAGGCCGUGAAGAUGUUUGAGCUGAUGAAGGCAAAGGGGCCUCCACCAAAUGUGUGGACUUACACAAUGUUGAUCCGCGACCAUUGUAAGCGGGGGAAGAUGGACAUGGCAAUGGAGUGCUUUGAGGAGAUGCAGGAGGCCAGAUGCCAACCAGAUGUUGCUACCUAUACAUGUUUGCUUGUUGGAUAUGGGAAUGCAAAGCGAAUGGACAGAGUGACUGCUGUGUUGGAGGAGAUGACACAGAAGGGAUGCCCCCCUGAUGCUCGGACUUACAAUGCACUGAUUAAGCUGCUAACAAAUAGGAAAAUGCCAGACGAUGCUGCAAGGAUAUACAAGAAGAUGAUCAAGAAAGGACUUGAGCCCACAAUCCAUACUUACAACAUGAUGAUGAAGUCAUAUUUCCUUGGUGAUAGGAACUAUGCAAUGGGUUGUGCAGUGUGGGAGGAGAUGCACCGGAGGGGUAUUUGUCCUGAUGUUAACUCUUACACAGUGUUCAUUAAUGGGCAUAUACGACAUGGCAGGCCAGAGGAGGCAUAUAAAUAUAUUGAGGAGAUGAUUAAUAAAGGGAUGAAGGCUCCACAGAUAGACUAUAAUAAGUUUGCUGCAGAUUUCUCUAAGGCUGGGAAACCAGAUAUAUUGUAUGAGCUGGCUCAGAAAGUGAAAUUUGCAGGGAAAUGCGAUGUAUCUAAUGUGUUCUUUCAGUGGGCAGAUAGAAUGAAGAGUCGGGUCAAGAGAACUGUACCUAAUCAGAUUGGUAAUAGAAUGUUCCGAGAUUACCACACUGCCAGCAGGAAUGUGGCAUGCUGUCAUGGUGCUUGA